AUGUGGUCUGGUAAACAUGCUACAAUUAAUCCUCAAGGUAUCAAAGAAAUAGUUAGUCGUUUUGCUCCAAUAUUUGUUGAUUAUGCACAAAAAGAUUCAUAUGAAUUUAUGAAUUCUCUUUUAAAUGCUCUUGAAAGAACAAAUUCAACAUCAUUUAUUACGAAUUUUUUUCAUAUUUAUAUAAAAUCACAAGUUACAUGUACGGCAUGUAAUUUCAUUGAUAUUACAGAUGAAACAACAACAUUUCUUUCACUUCGAUUACCUCGAAUAGCUUUACAUAAUAAAGAAACUUCAUUGGAAAAUUUAAUUAAUGAUUUUUGUUUAGAAGAUAAUUUGGAUGGAUUAUAUUAUUGUCAUUUAUAA
Rotaria sp. Silwood2 is the source of this 363-nucleotide messenger RNA. The record is from the annotation of a GenBank genome assembly. Lineage: Eukaryota; Metazoa; Rotifera; Eurotatoria; Philodinida; Philodinidae.